AUGGAUGUGCUUGUCCAGGUCAUGGUGGAGGACUGGGAGAUGGUCGAGGACGAGGUGGUAGAUGACACCGACGUGGAGCUCGUGCCAGUCUCAGAGCUCGAAGAUGUGCUGGCUGAGGUUGUGGUGGUUGUGGUCGACACGGAACUUGUUGAGGAACUAGUUCUGGAUGUGGUUGUUGUAGAACUUGAAGAUGUGCUAGCUGAUGUCGUUGUUGAUGCAGUGCGUGUUGACGUCGUGCUUGUCGACGUAGUGCUGCUUGACGUAGUUGUCGUCUGUGAUGUUGAGGAAGUACUGGAGGACGUGGAAGUAGUAGUCGUCUGUGAUGUUGAGGAAGUACUGGAGGACGUGGACGUAGUAGUUGACGUCGUGGAGCUAGUGGACGUCUGGCUGGUAGAGGUCUCUGUAGAAGUUGUCAUGGUACUGGAAGAGGACGUUACCGUUGUUGCCGUGGAAGUCGUGGCUGUGGAAGACGUGGAUGUGAGGGACGUUACGGUGACAGUUGUACGGGUUGAGGUUGUCGAAGUGAUUGUCAUUGUUGUUGCAGUGGAUGUUGUCACAGACGUUGUCCCCGAGGUUGACGAUGUUGAAGUCGAC
This is a messenger RNA of Symbiodinium pilosum, 594 nucleotides long. The record is from the annotation of a GenBank genome assembly. NCBI's taxonomy places the organism in Eukaryota, Dinophyceae, Suessiales, Symbiodiniaceae.